AUAAGAUAAGAAAGAACGUAUUCGGGGCUGUGUUAUUGUGUGUGAACAUAUUCAAUUCAAUAUUCAAUUGCCAGUUUAUUGAAUAAAUUUUAAAGAAAGAGCAUUCCUCCAGAGAACAAGAAUUGCUGUUCUGUUGCUCAUUUUAUGUGCAAUGAUAAAAUGCCUUUAAUAACACCGCAAUGCUCAUAUGACGCAGCAGACAGUUUGCAAAGGCAGACGUCGUCGACUGUGGCAGCGGCGACGAUAACGACGACGACCAAAACAACAGCGUCGCAAAUUAUCAGCACCAACAAUAGACAGCAACAACAAUAUCCCUUUUCACUGAGACCAUGUUGUCGUACUUAUCAUCUUCAUUGUCAGCAGCCACCAACAAAACAACAUCAUAGCAUCAACAGCAACAACAACACCAAUAGCUACGAUAAUGUCCACACCAUCACCUCUACAACUACGGCCAACAAGAACAACAAUAGUGUCGCGUCCAAAUGCUGUUGGCGACAUGGAUUUUCGUCUCCUUUGUUGUCGUUGUUUGCAGCACCCCCAACAUUGUCGCCGCCGUUAUUGUUUGCCGGCAAUAAAGUCAGACAACGUUCUUCUGCAAAUGAUUUUGGCGUUGUCGGUGGUGGCAGUGGUGGAAGCACAACAUUUGGUCUUCGUCUGGCGUCUGUGCACAAACUACAUUUUGUUCUAUUCCUGCUAUUCAAUUUGCUGCUAAGAACGUGCUGUGGCCAACUCCUGAUAAAUGUACAAAAUCAAGGCGGAGAAGUUAUACAAGAAAGCAUUACAUCGAAUGUUAGCGAAGACCUGAUAACAUUGGAAUUCCAGAAGAGUGAUGGAACGCUGAUAACGCAAGUUAUUGAUUUUCGAAAUGAGGUACGCAUCCUCAAAGCCUUGGUUCUGGGCGAGGAAGAACGUGGCCAAAAUCUCUAUCAGGUCAUGUGCUUUGUGACGAAAUUCAAUAAGGGUGAUUUCAUAUCAUCCGAUGCAAUGGCCAAACUACGUCAAAAGAAUCCCAGUACAAUACGAACACCCGAAGAGGACAAGGGCAAAGAUACAUUUACGAUGACAUCGUGGGUGCAUUUAAAUCGUUCCCAGCCCAUUUCGCGUCAUUUGUUGACAAUGUGUGGCGAAGCAAUUGAUGCCACCUAUGUACGGGACGUUGACCUGAAAGCAUGGUCUGAAUUACCAGGUUCCUCAAUAUCUAGCCUUGAGGCUGCCACCGAGAGAUUUCCCGAUACUAUGUCAUCACGCUGCAACGAAGUAAGUAGCUUAUGGGCACCAUGUAUCUGUACCCUAGAGACUUGUAUUGGUUGGUAUCCUUGCGGUUUGAAAUAUUGUAAAGGUAAAAAUGGCGGUGAUAAUUCGGCAGCAUCAUCAAAUUAUCGCUGUGGCAUUAAGACGUGUCGUAAAUGUUCACUUUUCUCGUAUUAUGUGAGGCAAAAACAACAAUGUCUCUGGGAUGAAUGACGAGAACUGCAACAAUCGCUGUUGCCACCACAAACGACGAAUACUCAAUUACAAUUGAAUUUAUGGCAAAGGAGAAAUGUGGUAUAUGAUGAAAGUGACGGAGGUGUAGAUGGGGUGUUAUGCUGCUCAAAUUUGUACAAAAUAUUCAAGACAAUAAGGAAACAACAAUUACCAAUGACAUUUCUUCAGCAUUAUCGAAUUUUCCCUUUACAUCAUAACGAGGAUAAUGUUCAUCAUCAUCAUCGAAAACAUUUUCAUAGUCAACAAAAACCUAUAGAAAUUGUUGAAUUAUUAGAAUCUUCAUACCACCACCAUAUGACUAUAACGAGUAUCAUAACAAUGCUGAUGAUGAUGAUAACGUCCUUAACAACUUCAUUAUAGCCCAGAAACCUAUGUUUAAAAGGACGAUAGUAAAUGCCUGUUUGUUUUUAUAUUAUAUGACAUCGUCGUCAUCAUCAUCACCACCAUCCUUUUCUGUGUUUAACAACGAUAAACUUGGUUUUUGGGUCCGGCUAUUAAGUUACAAUAUUCCAUUUUGAUGGGGUUAGUAGUAACAUAAUGGAAAAUGGAAGUGCUUUUAGUAACAUCAGACAUAUGUAAAUAUUUAUGUAUAUAAGUUUCCUUUUCUUUACCCAAAAAGAGUUCAGUUGAGUAUAUAUAUAUA
Molecule: messenger RNA, 2128 nt
Organism: Musca domestica (house fly)
Lineage: Eukaryota; Metazoa; Arthropoda; Insecta; Diptera; Muscidae
Gene: oaf
Product: out at first protein
Exons: 4
Coding region: 145-1464 (439 amino acids)
Source: RefSeq, a predicted model, not a curated record